ACUUACGUCAACCCCGUUGCUUUAUGAAAGGCGAAGUCCCUCCAUGAGCAGAGGACCUGUUUAAAACCCCCAGUCUGUGGAAGAGAAGGACCUAGUUACGGAAGACCCGGCUCAGAGACUCUUCACCGCAGUCCGCUCGGCUCGACUUACCUUCCGGCUACAAGUCCAGGCUAUCGACACCGCCUCCUCGUGCUCACACCGCUCCAACAACACAAAACCACGGGGACGAGCCGACGGACGUGACCGAGAGUGGAAGUGGGCUCCUUCUCUUCAUCAGGCAGAUGCUCCCAGCCGCCCAGCUUGAAAGGAGUGAUGGGAUGUGUCAACUAGCAGAUGAGGCCGCCCUGGAUGAUGUAAUUGGACUGAAGGAUUCAUCUGCAGCGUUCACACCAGAAAGAGACAGAGGAGGGACAGAGGAGGAGCAGGAGGACAUCGCAGACACAAGGAUGGGCGUGGGGAAAAAUACCAAUUCCAAGUCGAUGGACGGUAACAGUGAGGGAGGAAAAUUUGAAGAGGAGAGCAAGCAUGGCGCGGAUUUCUACCCUAUUCCGGUGGUGGUAAACGGCGUGGGCGGUGCCAGCGGAGACCAGGAUACUGAGAACACAGAGCUGAUGGCCAUCUAUACUAAAGAGAAUCAAGGGGCAGAAAAGAGCUCAAUGUCUGAGACUUUGGACAGCACAGACAGCAUGGACGCAAGGAGGAUGGACAUGAUCUAUACCAUUGAAGACACCCCACCCUGGUACCUGUGUGUGCUCUUGGGCUUACAGCACUAUUUGACGUGUUUCAGUGGAACCAUCGCCGUGCCGUUCCUCCUCGCCGAGGCGAUGUGCGUGGGCUUCGAUCAGUGGGCCACCAGUCAGCUCAUUGGGACCAUCUUCUUCUGUGUGGGGAUCACCACCCUGCUACAAACCACACUGGGCUGCAGGUUGCCUUUGUUCCAGGCCAGCGCAUUCGCCUUCCUCGCACCGGCCAGAGCCAUCCUGUCACUGGACAAAUGGAAGUGUAAUAGCACCGAGGUUCAAGUAUUCAACAGCACGGAGCUCCUCAACACAGAGCACAUCUGGCACCCCAGGAUACGAGAGAUCCAAGGGGCCAUCAUCGUGUCGUCCCUGGUCGAGGUGUGUAUCGGAGCGCUGGGUCUGCCCGGGCUCCUGCUGAAGUACAUUGGACCUCUGACCAUCACCCCCACCGUGACCCUCAUCGGCCUGUCUGGUUUCCAGGCCGCGGGGGAGAGGGCUGGAAAACACUGGGGCAUUGCUAUGCUGACUAUCUUCUUGGUGCUGCUCUUCUCUCAGUAUGCCAGAAACGUUCACUUCCCUCUGCCGGUCUACAAAGCCAAGAAAGGCUGGACUUCCUACAGGCUGCAGGUCUUCAAGAUGUUUCCUAUCAUCAUGGCCAUCCUGGUGUCAUGGCUGCUGUGUUUCAUUUUCACUGUAACUGACGUUUUCCCGCCGGAGGUAGACAAGUACGGCUUCUACGCCCGAACAGACGCACGUCAAGGAAUCGUCGCAGCUGCACCCUGGUUUAAGAUCCCAUAUCCCUUCCAGUGGGGCUUUCCUACGGUUACAGCUGCAGGUGUGAUCGGCAUGAUGAGCGCGGUGGUGGCCAGCAUCAUCGAAUCCAUCGGAGACUACUACGCCUGCGCUCGUCUCUCCUGCGCUCCUCCACCUCCAAUCCAUGCCAUCAACAGGGGGAUAUUUGUAGAAGGUAUUUCCUGUGUGCUGGACGGUCUUUUUGGGACAGGAAAUGGCUCCACCUCCUCCAGUCCAAAUAUAGGCGUCCUGGGAAUCACAAAGGUGGGCAGCCGACGUGUGAUUCAGUACGGAGCCGCCAUGAUGCUGCUGCUGGGGCUCAUUGGUAAAUUCAGCGCCCUGUUUGCCUCUCUGCCUGACCCCGUGCUGGGAGCUCUGUUCUGCACCCUGUUUGGAAUGAUCACCGCAGUGGGACUCUCCAACCUGCAGUUUGUCGACCUCAACUCCUCCAGGAACCUCUUUGUUCUGGGUUUCUCCAUCUUCUUCGGUCUGAUGCUGCCGAGCUACCUCAAACAGAACCCGCUAGUCACCGGCAUAGUGGGGAUUGAUCAAGUAUUGAACGUGCUCCUCACCACUGCCAUGUUUGUCGGAGGCUCUGUCGCCUUCGUUUUGGACAAUACCAUCCCUGGCACCCUUGAAGAACGAGGCGUCAAGAAGCUGAAACUUGGCACUGGUCUCAGUGCAGCAGAACUGGAGGGGAUGAGAUCCUACGAUCUGCCGUUUGGAAUGGAUUUCAUCCGCAGACACCCCGUCUUCAAGUACAUCCCCAUCAGCCCCACCUUCCAAGGCUACCAGUGGGGGAGAAUACAGGAAGUCUGCAGGAGCAGACUGGGACAUGGGGACAGGGUGAAGGGGGGAGGAGUGGUAGGAGAGGGAGGCGCAGCAGCGGGGGAGAGUCGGGUAUAGCCGACGCGGUGGUGCUGCAAGAUCUUAAAUGUGGAUGAAUUUGGGGAGCAAGGGAUGGUACACUAAGAUAAAAGGAUGGAAGAGUGGAGGACAGAAACGUUGCAGGAUUCAGGGUUGAGUUGAAGAAAAUGUGUGAUGCACCAACGCCCCCCCCAAUCAGUACUUCAGUAUUUUCUUUAGCUCGUGUCAGUCUUUACACCCUUCCUACUAUGUUAUUUGAAGCAUGCUAUAGCAAGUCACAGCAUGCUAUAAAAGACGUCACCACGCGGAGGUUAGUUGGUGUGUGUGCAUGUGUGUUUGCAGCCAUAGAAUAACGGGUUUGUGCAUAAAUCAAUGUGCACUUUAAUCUAGAUGGAGACCGAUAGACGUCAAACAAUCGAAGCUGAAUGUUUGAUGAUAAUUUACUAAUGUAUACUGCCCAACUUAAGAAAAAAAGAUAUUCUCUUUUCGUAGAUGUGAUUCUAUCAAUCAAGGAUUAUGCAAAAUUUCUGUUGCGGAUCAUUUGCCACUUCACUCGUUAUGCAACCACAUUGGAGACGCACACACCAACAGCCUCACCAGAACUAGCUUGAGCGCCACAAUGCACAUCGGGGGUCAUGCAAAUUGAUGGAAGUGGUUUGUUAGGUGCCAUUAGCCAUGCAAAGUGAUUGUGAAAUUUCAUUUUAUUGCACUAUCUGCCUCCGGAGUUCAAAAGCAGAAUGUCACUCUGCAGCUCGCGCCCCCAACUCUUUAGUGAAAACUCCUCGAACCCGUUUAGCAGCUCAUCCCAUCCGCUCAUCUCACUCUCAAGAAACUCGCAUCCCCAUUUUUCUUCUCUCUUCCCCGAGAUCUCCAGUGUAACAAACCGGUUUACAGCCCCUUAACGUGUCAGUAUUAUGCAUCAGUUACUAACGAGCCUUUUCCUGGACACACCAUUAUCUCAUUUAUUUGUUGAAUGGAACUAAAUCAUUAUUUUGUAUAUAACCUUGAUUUGCUUAUUUUACGUUUCCUCGAACAGACGAAGGCACUGUUCAAAGCGGGCCUGUUCGGAAUGGGCCGACUGCUCGGCCUUUGGUUUUGCUGCUUGAAGCUGUCUGGAGUACGGCUCAUCCAAACAUCUUCACACUCGACACUGUGCUUCUGUAGCAAGGUGUACCCAGCAUGCAGUGACCAUUCCAAUACCCAUACCACCACACUAUUAUUAUGCCAGGAAAAGAUUUAGUAUGUCCCGAUACUUGGUAUCUCAAAUGCAGUAUGCAAAAAACACCAGGAUGACUUACUGCAUCCGGUCACAUUUUGCAGUAUGCAAUACUAGAAAGGCGAUGUAUCAGUUAAUAAGGGUCGCCUCUCAACAUACACUACACUAUGUAAAUAACAACUUUCUACUAAAUGCAUACCAUCGAUCUUAAGAGCUCUCACUCGGCACUGCAGUUCCCCCGGUCCUCAGAAAAGCACCCAGAAAGUGUGAAGUCGAUCAGAUGAAAGGUUGCUGAGGAAAUCUGAGGACAGACAGACUGGGACUCCUCCCAUUUUGGUUAGACGCUGUGAUGACAGCAGUCGCGUUAAUGGCACACAGUAACUGGCCUCGUCAGAGAGACUCGGAUCCUUUCUGUGGAGCUUCUCUCACCUGUGUCACUUGUGCUCUGCUUGUAGCAGUAAUGUGUGUUUAAUGUAGGACCUCCACAUAAAUGAAACGCCCCUGCCACUCUCCAAACCCACUCCAUCAGUGCGUUCAGUUAGAUAUUACAUGACUUUACUAAGAAGUAAAGGUGGUGGGUUUUGUCUGGGUUUGAGAGUAUUUAAGUUUAGUUAUUUUGUUCUCUGAUCCACUCACAGGCGAUGCAUAUGUCAUUAAUAAUUCUCACUUAUUUAACAAUGUUGAUUAAUUCCUUUACAUUCCUCCGCCUCCGAUUCUCGGCCACUCGUUCCCCUCCCGCUCUCACCCCUCUUUAAUUAACUGCUGUUGUUUGUAACUGUCCAUGUCUGUUGUAGUUCAGGCGGACAUUUAGCUGAGCGACUGAGAGCGUCAGCAGCCUGACAUGUGCACAGGUGUGACCCUGAAGAGCGAGUCUCUAAUUUGACCUCACUGUGUGCCUCUGGUGUUUUCAAUUAGAAAACAGCAAUUUUAAAUAAAAAAAACACCAUGAAGAAAAGGUUGCAACAGUAUAAUAUUGGUAAAUGUCUAUGUAAAAAGUAGCACAGUAGAGAAAAGUAACGGCUAAAAGAAUACUGCUAAAUAUAUAGCCAGCUGAGAUUUUUUACUAAACCAAAAUGCUCAAAAGUUCUUUAUUUUUAUUUCCUCUUAUUGAUCCGUUACAACUUAACAAACGCAUUGGAAUUUGUCACUAUUAAGAAACUUAAAAAAAAAAAAGUUCAUCUCAUAUCCCAAAAUUUCUCGCUUUUUAAUCUCUCUUGUUAAAGCUAUUUAUUUAUUUAUGACCAGGCGAUUAAUGAUUGCUUGCAGGUCUAAGUGUCUCAUUCACAAUGUUGAAAGUAUAUUUAUUAGUUUACUCGUUCAUGCCGUGUAAAGAUCUGUGUGACGACGAUGAUGAUGGACCACCCUCAGCUACAGUCGGUGCUUUUAGGAACUUACCUUGAAACAGCAGCUAUUCUAAAGAGUCAGCGGCUUCUGUGUCAUUCCAUUUAUAUCAUGUUAUUUUUAAAAACGAGAGAAAAACACUGAAAUAAAACAGUUGGGAACUGAAUAGUUUCGUCAAAGUUAAUAAUCAGGGCCUUUUUGCUACAAGUACUGUUUGCACAUGUAAUGGUGCCAAGAACAUAACCUAACAUGUCACUAGAGCUUAUUCAGAUGUAGAAUCUAUAAUCCAUAAGGUAUGAACGUUGUUUUGUUUGAUGACUUGAGGUCAAGUGGCUGAUUGUGAUUGGACAUUUUUGGGCCUUCGUCCGUAAUUGCGUGGUCGGCUGUGGCUCCAUUUAUGACCUCAGCACUCUGUACGUUACCCUUGUGGUUCGGCACAUAAUGCAAACUUUGUGGGAACAAUCAAACUUUUUUUUCUUUUUACCCAGCUGUGGGCGGGUUGUGUCUUCAAAGGUAUUUGAAUGAUGCAAUAGACGUCCACUGUCUGCUAGGAAUGAUAGUGUUUGACCCCAGACACCAGCAAAGUUAAAAUCUUGUAUUUCCACAGACUGGUGCCCGACUCUGCUCUUCUACUGUGCCGGAUGUACGUACUGAACUAGGGGGCCCACCCCUCAGUAUUUAUAUGGAGGCACAGAUUUUAGUCUUUUUCUUGUUGUGAUUCUGGAGUGUUACAGAAACACAGCAGUAAAAAUGUGUGACCCUGUCUAAAUGCUAGGUAGAAACUGAGGGGUAUCAAAAUGUGAUGCAACACCACAGAGUCUGUGGAAAUGUUUGAUUAAAAACAUUGGUCUUAGUAAAUGUUUUAUCCAUCUGUGAUAAGACGUGAUCACAGAGACGCAGUGCUGAGUUCACGAUAGAAGCUCGGACGUUGACCUCGGACGUGUGCACAAACUCUCAAACCUCACCAUCCUCAUCUUAAUGUCGCCAGCUGGACGGCUUGUAGAUAACGAGCAGUGUUACAGGGCAGUCAAUGAUCAGGUCAGAGAGCAGUCGCCUCCUGCAACAUCUUCUCAUAGAGUGGUGAUUGAAUUGAGGUGGUUUGACAGUUUUGUGGCACCUGUUGUAGUGAAUUAUUCAGUACAGUAUGCACACAUAAUAAUCAUGCACAGGACCUGUGUGACCUCGUGGUCUGUGUAGUUCGUUCAUGCAACCAGCACUUACUCCUCCCGUCACAUCCUCUCUCUCCUCUUUCCACACACUCUGUUUGAACCCCUCAGUCCUGCGGUGAAGACUUAUUGGUUUCCUCCCGUGUUUAGUGUACCCGGUUUUCUCCCCAGGAAAUCUUACUGUUGACGUUUCUGGAUGCAGAAGAAGACACCAGCUGGUCACCUUAUUAAGAUCCUGUUGGUCCUCGUCAGCUGAGUGAACCUGCCUUAUCACUUAACGGCAAGACGAACAUGGGAUGCCUUUUGCACCUAAAGGCAGCCUCCUCUUGCUUUUAGCUGUUACCUCUUAGUUUUAGCCGUACUUUAUUAUUUUAGGAUCCUAUAAACAUGCAUAUGUGUUUCUCACAUAGUUGUUACAGUAACAAACAAUUCACAAGCACAGAAUCUCCUCCUCGAUUUACAUACAAGCCUGGUUAACCAGCAGCUCUUAAGAAGGUGGCCACAAGGUGUGUGACACACAGACAAUAAUCCCUUUCAGUUAUUUUGAAGGGGGUGCUACCUGAAGAAUAUACUAUUGUGUGUUUUAUCUUUUUCAAUGUUGUUGUUUUUUUUUAUACAUUUUUAUGUUGUUGUUUUUUUCAAGCAAAUAUUUGUAAGAAAGAAAUUAUAACUUUUAAUCAUAAACCAUGCUGGAAAUCGCA
This is a messenger RNA of Anoplopoma fimbria (sablefish), 6823 nucleotides long. RefSeq names its product solute carrier family 23 member 2 (gene slc23a2). Gene Ontology annotation, biological process: transmembrane transport; L-ascorbic acid metabolic process. Gene Ontology annotation, cellular component: membrane. NCBI's taxonomy places the organism in Eukaryota, Metazoa, Chordata, Actinopteri, Perciformes, Anoplopomatidae. Bases 282 to 2438 code for a protein of 718 amino acids. Gene Ontology annotation, molecular function: transmembrane transporter activity. The transcript is spliced from 16 exons. The record is from RefSeq and is a predicted model, not a curated record.